Molecule: messenger RNA, 5880 nt
Organism: Zeugodacus cucurbitae (melon fly)
Lineage: Eukaryota; Metazoa; Arthropoda; Insecta; Diptera; Tephritidae
Gene: THADA
Product: thyroid adenoma-associated protein homolog
Exons: 13
Coding region: 152-5338 (1728 amino acids)
Biological process (GO): tRNA methylation
Cellular component (GO): cytosol
Source: RefSeq, a predicted model, not a curated record
CACAGCUGUUGGUUCCGUUUUGCGGUCUUUUGUUGCUUAUGUUGCUUAUCCGCCUUGUAGUUUAUUGGAAUAUUGCAGUUUAAUAUUAAAGAUAUUUUGAUAUAAAUUUUAUAUAAAGUUUUGAAAAGUGAAAGCAAGUAGAGAAACGCCAAUGAAUUCAUUAAAUUUGCGUGUGUCUUCGGUGAAGACUGGUCAAAAUGUGAAGAAGAAUGCAGAGAUGCGAGCUGCGCUUGUCACGUUGCCGAAGCUUUAUGAGAAUUCUGACGCAAGUUAUUGUGUUGAAUUAAAAGCGGCAAAUUCUAUACCAGAACAGGUGGCGGCAGUGAAAAAUAUAUUUAAGAAUCUUAGCCACGAUACACAAGCGUUGCAAUUUCUGGCAGACUUAUUUUUCCAUUGUCCGCUAAAGCAUCCCGUACGUAAUCAAAUACUCAAGCUUUUAAUUACAGCUGCACGGCUGGGUACUGGCGAUACGGAUGAAACAGCCAUUGUAAAUGCUUUGUCACACACAUUGCAACGACUAGUGGACGAAACUCGAGCAGAAACCGAGAGUAGCAUUUGGAAUUUUACCGUCACUUCUAUGACUGGCUGUUUCGAGAACUUUGAUUGUGGCCUUAAAGCAUUUCAGCAAAGCAUAGCCGAAGUGUUUCCUUUUCUUAGUACAGCAGUACAAAAAUAUCUUACGGAGUUGGGUGUGCUUAGUUCACCUUCUGUACGUAAUGAAUAUUAUCUAUAUGUACACAAUGCUAUACGUUUACUACUCAGUUGUGUACAAGAAUAUGGCGCUGAGGUCAAGGAAAUACACAGUGACAUACUUAAACAAUUAGCCGUGCUAUGUCAACAAAUCGUGCAUGACGACGAAAUACCAAUGGAUCCACGCACGAAUUCCGGCAUUUUAUUAGCGCUUAAUGCUAAACUGUGCGCUACCUAUGAAAGCUUUAUACAAGAAGUCAAAUUGACUAAGAAUCCCAAUGAGAUUGCACUUUGUGUUGGCAUCGUCAAUACGUUCGAUCAGCAUGAUUUUCAAAAUAUCUCAGCGGAUAUACGUGACAUUUGCAGCAAGAUUGAUGAAAUUGCGAACGCUAAUGCGACAGUGCCAAAUAUUUUACUUUGCGCCACACGUGCACUAUAUCAAAUAUCAAAAAUUAUACUAGUUUUUGAAUUAAAGCCCCAGGCAUCACCCACCGACGAUGCCAAGUUAAUAUUGCGUAAACUCUUAAUAUUCACAUUUGGUUAUUUAGAACAUCACAUGGAUAGCGUACGGCAUUUGUGUCGUGAUUUACUGCGUAACACUGUAGCAGCGGCGAAAAAAAUCAAAUUCGAUUUUCUCAUACAAAAAAUUUAUGAUGCCUGCAAUUCGGAGCGACUAUCGCUGUCCAUGAAAUGUAUUGUGCUACAACAAACUGUGGCAAUUAUGGGCGCCGAUGCCAUAAUACAUCAAUGUCCUGAAGUAUUUACAAAUAUUUUCGCCGAGCAGCUGGGUCGUGAUUUUAUGGUGAACAAUUUAUUUAAGUCACUUAUGUUUGCCAGCCAUAAGGAGGUGAAAUACGAAACAUGGGUUAAACUUUGGAUCGAAUAUCUGAUUGUGAUAGCCACUUCGGGCGACUCGCGUUUGGCUGACAUUGAAACGCUAAUUGUUGAAGCGGUUAUAUGUGAAUCGAAAAUUGUAAAGCACAUCGUUCAACAUCCAGACACACAAAUACCGAUCAGUACAAAAUUGUCAGCGCUUUGGGCAAUGCGCAAAACGGGUAUCAAAGUUGAGGAUUUCAACGAAUUAAUGGAGCAAUUUUCCAAUAUUCUCGUGCACAGUAUACUAUCCAAUUCGGAUGAGACACGUAUUAUGGCUCUGCGUUUAUUGGUGGAGACAAAUAAGACAACGGAGCUGCUUACACUGUUGGAAUGUGAAAAUCUGCUAACCUUUUUGGAGUACAAUUCGAAUUGUCAAAGUCCAGCGACACGUCAAAAAAUGCUAGCAUUGUUCGACAAAGCAUUAAUACGCUGUGAAGUAAAUCUAGUUAAAGUGCUUAAAGAUACUAAAACCAUCACAUCUAUUGAUGAUGAUGCGCCAUUGCAAUUGAAAUUUUUACGCGAUGUUAUACGAAAAUUAGUGGACAAUCUUUUUCCGGGCGCCAAUUUCAGUCGCCGUUCAGUGUCUCUACGGCUACUAGGAACGUGUUUAGCGAUUAGCAACAAUCGCCUUAUAUCACUUGAAGAGAUAUUACCAGCACAUACCGUUAAGGCGCUUACCGAUAUGCUUGACGACACAUACGAAGCCAAUAAGGAGUCAGCUGUAAAUAGUUUGACUUUCAUUGAAAAAAAUGUGCAUUGCAAUUUAAUACAGAAACAUCAAUUGAAUAUCACACUCACACAUAUCUGCACAAACUUGACAUCGGUCCGUCCAACCGAUUCGGUAACCGGCGCAUAUCAAUUGGAAUUUUAUUGUAAUCGCAAUGAACACAUCAGCAGUUUUGGCACUUACGAGCCAACACAAUAUAAACCCAUUUACUAUGCAGCGUUACGUUGGCUCUUGCAAGAAUUAAAAGCCGGUCUCAAGUUGGCCAAAGAGAGUCUGCUACAAGCGGCCAAAAUGAAUCCAUUAUAUGGCAUUUUAUUUGCCAUUAAACAUUUGUUAGUGCGUCUAGAUUUCAAUUUUUUGGCCAAAGAGAUACCAUGGCGUAUAAUUAUUGCCGAGUUGAUUGUGUUGUGCAAGGAGUUGACCACCACUGUGUCGCCCGUUGUGAAUAGUUCAUCGCCGGAAGGUCAUUUGCCGAAUGACUUCAGUCAAUUGCCAGCGGAAUAUGGCGAAGAGCUGACUGCCGACGGCGCCGAUACCAAUGAUGCAAAUAUUAAAAUACUCUCCGCUAAAUUGGCGAAAGUCGACUUGUCUAAUGUUAAGACAACACCACAAAUGGUGCUGUUAUGCGCUUGGCGCACCGUCAAGGAAGUCUCUUUGAUAUUGGGCGAAAUAGUGUUGCGCUCACCGAUACAGGUAAGCAAAUUGACCGAACGAUUCCUCAUCACCAAAGAGCAACUGCUCGAGAUCGGUGAGCAUUUCAAGCAAUUACUGGCCGAAACCAAACAUCGUGGCGCCUUCGAACAAGCUUAUGUGGGCUUCUCCAAACUUUGUAGUCGCCUUUGGCUUUUGGAGGUGGUAGAUUUGAAUUCACUACCCAUGCAAUGGUUACGCGAACUACUCACACUCAUCGCCAAGGAUGAACAAUUGAAUGAGAAGAUUUGCGCUACACGACGCAGCGCCGGCGUCCCGUUCAUGGUGCAGGCGCUCAUCACAACCGAAUUGCACGUGUGCACCACCAAAUCACUCUACUAUUGCAUGUCACAUUUACUGCAAUUAUGCGCCGCACGCGAACGCAGCGCCGAAUCGCGUACGCAUGCUAUGAAUAUAUUGCGUGCACUCUUCCGUUGCACCGAACUGAAUGAAGCGGUGGUGGAGUAUGUGGCCGAUGGUGUCAUGUGCGCUAUACGUGGCUACAGUGCCGAAACAUGGUCGGAAAAGAAUUCGGCUACAUUACUCUUUGCAGCGCUCAUUACACGCAUAUUCGGUGUGCAACGCACGCGUGAUUCGGACAAUUUGAAUGUGCGCAAUAAAAUGACCGGUCGCAUAUUCUUUUUGCGUUAUCCCAAAUUGUAUGAUUUCUUUUUGGCGCAAUUGCAAGAGGCCAGCGCUUUGGUGCAGCAACAGCAGAAAGCGCAUAAGCUACAUCCGCUAUUGUUGUUGUUGAGUCGUCUAUAUCCGUCCGCACUUGAGGGCACCGAGUCGAAUUUGAAGCUAACCGAGUUUAUACCAUAUAUAGCAAUUUGUGCCAGUUGCCCGGAAAUGCAGACGCGUUAUCUAGCUGCCAAAGCUGUUGUGGCGCUCGUCUCCAAGGAUGCUAUACCGGCCACGGUGCUGAGAAUAUGCGCUGAGAUAGUGUUAUCUGCUGACAGUCCCAAGACACUGAAUUUGAAUGUUUUACAUGGUCAACUGCUACAGAUUUACAUGUUACUGAAGGCACUCAAGCGUCCUGAUGCUGAGUUAGUCGGUGAUAUUGCGACCACUUUGGUGAUAGUACAGCAGCGGACUCAAAUUAAAAAUGCCGUUAUACUGAAAUUAAUUUUGGAUAUUUUCAUUGAGAUACUACAAAGCCAACAGAAUCUCAGCUAUAGUCAGGAAACAAUACAAAGUUUACUCUACUUCACCACACACAAAGAGCUUUACCAACCCGAACUGAGCUUCUACUAUCCGGUGCUACGUAAAUCUUUCUAUAUCUACAAUUUACAUACACUACGUUUGACACUGCCUUACGGUGCACUCUCCGAUUACCUUCUUUGCCCGCCGCUUACACAUGCCACCAUGCAAUUGGAGCAAGCGGAAGUUUGUCUCAAUGUGAUACUGUUAAUACUGCGUGCUGAGGAAAUGGAUUUGUCAGAAUUCGAAAUUUCACAUGAAGAACAGCGUUUCGUGCGUGCGCUACCGCCUGAAAUGCGCGAUAAUUUGGCAACAGAGUUGCGUCAGAGUAAAGCUUUACAUGCCACAUUGAAAGAACUGUUGCAAAAGCCGCUUUACUAUCCGGAGUGUGUGAUUAAGGCUUAUGCCAUACUGAGUUUAUUGGAUAACUUCGAUUUCACCUUAAGUCAAUUGUUGAAGGAGUCUAAAAAGCAUACGGGCGAUGUUAAAUCACCGCUAACUAUGUGUGUGGAGCGACUGGUGCUUAAACAGGGUGGCGUUGAUUCGAAAGUUUCACAAUCUUGUCUGGAGUAUUUAUUGGAAAUUUCACAAGCGUGGAAUCCCGAUUGUUUGAGAUUGAAGGCCGCACAAAUUUUAUCACACAUAGCUGUACAUUUUAAUAAAGCUUUGGAGAAGAAAAAAAUAUCUUUCGUACGUUUAUAUAUUGGUCUGACGUUGGCGCUGCUUAUGGAUGAUGAUUUCGAAAUACGUGAUUAUACAGCGAAAAUCGUUGUAAACAACAUCCCCGACGAUAUUGGAAUGAAAAGCGUUGUUGCGACCAUGGCGCAGCGUCUCUUCCUGCAAUCCAUUGCCGAUCAGUUGGAGGAAAUGCGUGCCGAUGAUAAUUACAUAAUAGAAAUUUUCAAGACCAUCAAUGAAACAGUCACACUGGGUAUUGGCGUCGACGAAGAUGGCAAUAGUUCAACAACCGGCAGCGGUAGCGGCAGCAAUAGCAGCUCCUCAACGGUGGGCGAUCUGGAAGUGUUCGAUAAACACGAGGCGAAUAUCUUUGCCGAGCCGCAAAAAGUGAUAUACGAUGCCGUUGUGGUAUUUAAAAACACCUUCGCAACACGACCGAAAGUUUUGAGUUAUGUGGGAGAGGCAAAAACACUUUAAAUUUCAUUUUUCCCUUUUUUCAUCUUUUUGAAGUUUUUGUUUUAUGAAAAUAGUUCAAAACGUGAUAGUGUGUAUGACGCUAAGUUAGCUAGGCUUGUAGUUAGUAGUUAUGCUAAAAGCACAAAAAACAUAUGUAUAUAUAUGUAUUUAAAUUUUUUUAUUUUUAUUUUGUAAGUGAGUAACAAAAGAACAUGCAACUCGGAUACAAAAAAAAUCGCUGCAGGUGUUUAAUAAAUUCGCAGUUGUCAAAUAUAUGUUAUAUUUAUAUGUUGAUGUUGUUUUUAUAGGUUUUCGAAAUUUCUCGAAUAUGUAUUUUUGCAUAACGUAAUAUUGAAUUCGUUUAUUUUGCGUUUAUUUGUGUUUUUUUUUGCUGCUCGCUUACAAGAGAACUCUGCUAAUAAUGCUAGUUUUCGUGAACACAAUUAUAGACUGCUUCUUGUAGAAAGUGCGCUUAGGUAGCACAAACUCUCUUAAGCACAUAAAUGCAACUAUUUGUUGCUAUCACAAUUUACUGUUGAAAUAAAAAAAAGGCGUUAAUUUUU